AUGUUUUCAAAAGGCAUUUCGAAAAGUUUACAAACAACUAAAAAGUCUAUCAGAAAACCCAGUUAUAUACAUCACAUCGGUGAACAACCUUUACAAUAUAUCACAAUCGGACGACUUUUAGAAAACGCAGCCGACAAGUUUGGCGACAGAAAAGCCAUCAUUUCAACACACCAAAACCAAUCAGUGACGUUUUCUGAACUUUUACAGAAGGCGGAUAAACUAGCCGCAAGUUUCAGAUUAUUAAAUUUAGAAAAAAGUGAUCGCUUAGGAAUAUGGGCUCCAAAUUUGAUAGAAUGGUACGUCACCAAGAUGGCAUGUGCACGAGCUGGUCUGAUUUCGGUAUGCGUUAAUCCUGUUUUUGAAGCCUCGGAAAUAGAAUUUUGUAUCAACAAAACUGAAAUAAAGGCUUUGGUGUGUGCUAAUAAAUUUAAGCACCAUGAUUACUACGAGACUUUGUUAACUGUGGCUCCUGAACUGGAAGAGUGCAACCCUGGUAGACUUCAAAGUAAAAAAGUGCCAUCUCUUAGAACAGUCAUUCGCAUCAGCAACGACACUAAAAGAGGUACUUAUAAUUUUCACGAAAUUUUGGAUCUAGCUGUUGACACUGAAAUCGCAGCAGUACAAAAACUGCAGCACAGUAUCAGUCCAGAUGAUGGUUGCAGCCUUUAUUUCACUUCAGGAAGUACAGGACAACCAAAAGCGGCUUUAACCACCCACUUCAAAAUGGUCAAUAAUGGGUUCUUGUUGGGAAAAAAAAUAGAACUAUCCAACAAGUAUCAUAAAAUUUGUGUGCAACUACCACCUUUUCAUAUUUAUGGUACUCUCUCUGGAAUCGUGGCAUCGUUACAUCACGGUAGUACCAUAGUUUUACCUACGAACGGUUACCAACCCAGUAAAGCUUUGGACGUAAUCAAAAACGAAAAGUGCACGGUACUUAUUGGAACUCCUACGAUGUAUAUAGAUCUAAUUGAAAGUCAAGAAAAACGCACAGAACCUAUAUCUGCAGAGAUAGCUCUCAUAGGUGCUUCUCCAGCCUCAGAUCAUCUGUUAGAACAGAUUAUAAAAACCUUGAAUAUACCUAAAAUCCGUUUGAUCUAUGGACUAACAGAAUGUACUGGAUCAGUGUUUCAAUCAGUACCGACAGGAAUUAAAGAAGAAUCUCCAAAGUUUGUGAAGUACGUACAAGAACAUAUGGAGGUUAAAGUAAUAGAUGAACAUGACCAAACGGUACCUUUUGGUACUCCUGGAGAACUGUGCGUACGAGGUUAUAGUAUCAUGUCAGGUUACUGGAAAGACGAAGAGAAAACGAACGAUCUGAUAGGACAAGACGGUUGGCUUAGAACAGGAGACCAGUUCACUCUUGAAGAAGAUGGAAGUGGACAAGUGGUCGGACGAAUAAAAGAUCUGAUUAUACGAGGAGGAGAAAAUGUGUUUCCAAAAGAAAUCGAACAAUUUUUGAUCACACAUCCAGAUAUUUUGGAAGUGUAUGUGGUUGGUACACCACAUAAAAGGCUAGGGGAAGAAGUUUGUGCGUGUGCGAGAAUUAAACCACAAUCAAAUUUAACCCUUGAAGACAUCGUAACUUUCUGUAAAGGAAAGUUGGCAUACUUCAAAAUUCCCACGAGGAUGGAAAUUUUCGACAGUUUUCCUCGAACAGCUGGAGGGAAAAUCCAGAAACUUAAGCUUCAGGAAAUGCUGUCUGAAAGAAAUGUUUAAAGAAAAUUUGUAAUGGUAUUUUGUUAUUAAUAUGAGUUGACAGGCAAAAAAUUGUGCGAAGGUUAUUUCAACAAAUAAAAAAAUAAAUCCACU
Messenger RNA from Zophobas morio, 1809 nucleotides. Its product is annotated as medium-chain acyl-CoA ligase ACSF2, mitochondrial-like. NCBI's taxonomy places the organism in Eukaryota, Metazoa, Arthropoda, Insecta, Coleoptera, Tenebrionidae. Gene Ontology annotation, molecular function: medium-chain fatty acid-CoA ligase activity. Gene Ontology annotation, biological process: fatty acid metabolic process. Bases 1 to 1716 code for a protein of 571 amino acids. The record is from RefSeq and is a predicted model, not a curated record. The transcript is spliced from 9 exons.